GGAAAAUAUAAAACAUUGUACAGUACGAGAAUGACAGCAAAGUGAAGCCAAAAACUCAGAAAAAUAAAAUAAAUUAAUAAAUAAAAAAAGAGAGAAUAAAGAAACAAAACAAAAAAAAGUAAAACUUUUCUCUUACGCCAUUCGAAGAGAGAGCAAAACCAGAAGAACCGAUGAUUCUUCUUCUUCUUCUUCUUCUCUCCACAAAAACUCAGUAGAAACAUCCAAAACAAUGCGUUUAUUUUCUUUUUUUUCCUGGAAAAAAACAGAGAUUUUGAAGAUGUUAUUAUAGCUUAGAGUUUUCUUCUUAAUUUUAGUUUCCAAGUGUAAAUCUCCUUCCACUGGUAAGAAAGCUUCUGGAUUUCUGUUCUUGCUUAAUGAUACUUUAAUUUCAACCGAUCUCGUUUUAUUACAAAAUCUCUGGUGAUUUCUGCUACUUAAAUAAAUUAGAAUUUUUUUCUUCCUUGAAAUAUGUAAUAAUUGAGGGUCUGGUUGGUGUUUAGUGGGUCAACAAAUCGAGCUGCUUCUUUUGUUAUCUUCUGUGUACUUUCAAAUGAUUUGGUCUCUGAUUUAUGCUGAUCUGUUUAUGUAACUUCAUCAAGCUUAGCUGUUUUGUUGAUCUGUAAUGCAAAGUUCAUUUUUUUUGUUCCCUUUCCUCUCUCUCUCAGUAUAUGGUAUAAUUGAGAUUAGAUGAUAUCUAAAAGAAUUAGCUUUAUCUCAUUUUUAUUCGGUUUUGUUUCAUGAAAUUUGCAGAUCCGAUAUGGGUUUCAUUGGUGUGUUGCUAAGUUAAGAAAGUUUGUACCUUUUUGUAGUUUAGAUAGGUUUGUUUCCAGACAUGGAAAAUCAAGAGGAUUCUUGUGAAUGUGAGGAGCUUCCAUUGAAUCACUUAGGAGAUGAGGAAGAGUUUAGAAGUUGUUGUGGUGAUGAAGAACUUUGGUUAAAGGGUAGUGAUGAUAUAGCUAAAGUUGUAGAGGAGGAGAAAAAAGAUGAUCUUGAUGAUGAGUUCUCUGUUAAGAUGGUCUUUAAAGGAGUCUCGAUAUUCGAAAGAGGAGAUUUGGGUUCUGGUUAUUCGGGAAUUGGUGUUGUGUUGGAGAGGUCAGGAGAUUUGGAGUUGAUUCAGGUUCAGAAGAAGUUGGAUUUUUAUGUCGAAGAGUCUGUAGCUAACUAUUUAGCUCUUAUGGAUGGUCUUGAAGUAGCUUUACAGAACAAUCUCAGCUCUGUGGUUGCUGUAACCGACUCCGAGUUGCUCUAUAAUCAGAUAACUCGUGAGGAGCAGCUCGAGAUCCCUCUUUUAGUAGCUCUGAGAGAAAGGGUAUUGGAGAAAACAAGUAACCUUAAUGGGUUUGUUCUAAAGCUUGCUCCUUUCUGUGAUCUUGAUGAAGCUCUAAGCUUGGCUCAAGUAGCGGUAGGAAUCGUGUCUUCUAAUCUUGAUGGGGAUAAACCGAUCGAGAACUGCUCGAUCUGCUGUGAAGACCGUCAGUCUGAGAUGAUGCUAUCAUUGAAAUGCACUCACAAAUUCUGUUCGCACUGCAUGAAAACGUACGUUGAAGGGAAAGUAAAGACUUCAGAGGUUCCCAUCAGGUGUCCUCAAGUGCAAUGCAAGCAUUAUCUCUCAGCAGCGGAAUGCAAAUCGUUCCUUCCCGUCACUACUUUCAAAUCAUUCGAGGAAGCAAAUGUGUGUAGUAAAAACAAUGGGAAGAUUUACUGCCCAUAUCCCAAUUGCUCUUUUCUGUUAGACCCGCAAGAAUGUCUAUCAUCAGGAAGGGCUAGCUCAAGCUCGUCUACUCAGUCAGAGAAUAGCUGCUGUGUGGAGUGUCCAGUCUGUGAGAGGUUUGUGUGUGUGGACUGUGGUGUUCCUUGGCAUGCUUCUAUGAGCUGUGAAGAGUUUCAGAUUCUUCCAGUUGAUGAAAGAUACCCAGAUGAUAUUACAUUGCAUCGCUUGGCAAGGUAUAAGAGGUGGAGGCGGUGUCAGCAAUGCCGUAUAAUGAUCGAGCUUGCUCAAGGCUGCAACCACAUGACUUGCCGAUGCGGGCAUGAGUUUUGCUACUCGUGUGGAGCAGAGUACAGAGAAGGGCAACAGACUUGCACGUGUGCUUUUUGGGACGAUGAUGAAGAAGAACAAGAAAACGCAGUAGAGGAAAACACAAUUCAAGAAGUUGAGCAAUGGCCUUGGGACACAUUUAACUCAAUUCCAACUGUAAUGGACGCGUACUCAGAGCAAGAAAGAUCUCAGCUUGCUCUGAUCCAAAGGUUCUUAGCAGGUGGAGGGUUUAGUCUCAGUGAUCACCAUACUACUUAUCAGUCACCGCCGCCUCCAUGUACAGAGUCAUCAUAUGUUGAAGCCGCAAUGAAAGAUCUUCAUCAGCUUCCUUGGCUUGAGAGGUUUGUGUCUGUUAUAAGUGAUGAUUACUAUGAAGAGUAUAAUAGCCAGUGAAAGUAGUAGAAUUGUAAUUUAAUAGCCUUGAGGAUCCGGCUUGGUUUGGUUCAGAGAGGCCAAACGAGAGUAUCUCACUCUCGAAAGUAAUUGUUGGGAGGGUUUUAGAUUCUUGAUGAACUCAAACAAACGAAUUGUGAUGAAACUAUUUGCAAUUAUAAGAAGAAGAGUUUGC
Messenger RNA from Arabidopsis thaliana (thale cress), 2606 nucleotides. RefSeq names its product RING/U-box superfamily protein. The coding region runs from base 833 to 2431 and encodes 532 amino acids. Gene Ontology annotation, biological process: protein ubiquitination. Gene Ontology annotation, molecular function: zinc ion binding; metal ion binding; catalytic activity. The record is from RefSeq and is marked reviewed. The transcript is spliced from 3 exons. Lineage: Eukaryota; Viridiplantae; Streptophyta; Magnoliopsida; Brassicales; Brassicaceae.